This is a messenger RNA of Tupaia belangeri chinensis (Chinese tree shrew), 1440 nucleotides long. It is a transcript of the gene DEGS2, whose product is annotated as delta 4-desaturase, sphingolipid 2. Gene Ontology annotation, molecular function: sphingolipid delta-4 desaturase activity. The record is from RefSeq and is a predicted model, not a curated record. The coding region runs from base 430 to 1401 and encodes 323 amino acids. Gene Ontology annotation, cellular component: membrane. The transcript is spliced from 3 exons. Gene Ontology annotation, biological process: sphinganine metabolic process; ceramide biosynthetic process. Lineage: Eukaryota; Metazoa; Chordata; Mammalia; Scandentia; Tupaiidae.
GGAGGAGUCCGUACGUCGCUGGGCCGCGGAGAGAACUGACGCUCAGCCGCCAGGCGUGGGACUGCCUCCGCUGGCGAGCUGGACGGAGAGAACGGCGAACCCACGGUCGGCGCAGGUGCCAGGCCUCCGGCAUCCGGGCGGGGAGGCGGAGCGGGAAGCGCCGCCACUGCGGUCCCGCGGGGUGCACUAACAGCCCCAUCUUCCAUCCCGGUAGCCUUCGCGACCGCCCCAGACCUGGACCACAGCCUCCGCCUGACCCGAGGUGGCCCCGCCCUAGGUCUAGUGGCCCCCGGGGCGCACCUGGCCCCGCCCCGGCCGCUGGCUCCGCCCAGGAGACCCGAACUAGUCCCGCUGGGCGCGGGCGCCACGCAGGGUGGAGCUGAGCCGAGCAGUGCCCCGCGCGCUCCGUGCCGCGCUCCCGGCCCCGCCAUGGGCAACAGUGCGGGCCGCAGCGACUUCGAGUGGGUCUACACUGACCAGCCGCACACGCAGCGGCGCAAGGAGAUGCUCGCCAAGUACCCUGCACUCAAGGCCCUGAUGCGGCCAGACCCGCGUCUCAAGUGGACAGUGCUGGGGAUGGUGCUGGCGCAGCUGCUGGCCUGCUGGCUGGUGCGGGGGCUGGCCUGGCGCUGGCUGCUCUUCUGGGCCUACGCCUUCGGUGGCUGCGUGAACCACUCGCUCACGCUCGCCAUCCACGACAUCUCGCACAACACCGCCUUCGGCACGGGCUGCGCCUCCCGCAACCGCUGGUUUGCCGUCUUCGCCAACCUGCCCAUCGGCCUGCCCUACGCCGCCUCCUUCAAGAAGUACCACGUGGACCACCACCGCUACCUGGGCGGCGACGGGCUGGACGUGGACGUGCCCACGCACCUGGAGGGCUGGUUCUUCUGCACACCGGCCCGCAAGCUGCUCUGGCUGGUGCUGCAGCCCUUCUUCUACUCGCUGCGGCCGCUCUGUGUGCACCCCAAGGCCGUGACCCGCAUGGAGAUGCUCAACGCCCUGGUGCAGCUGGCCGCCGACGCCGCCAUCUUCGCCCUCUGGGGGCUCAAACCUGUGGCCUACCUGCUGGCCAGCUCCCUCCUGGGCCUGGGCCUGCACCCCAUCUCGGGCCACUUCGUGGCGGAGCACUACAUGUUCCUCAAGGGCCAUGAGACCUACUCCUACUACGGGCCCCUCAACUGGAUCACCUUCAACGUGGGCUACCACGUGGAGCACCACGACUUCCCCAGCAUCCCAGGCUGCUACCUGCCCCUGGUGCGGAGGAUCGCCCCCGAGUACUACGACCACCUGCCGCAGCACCACUCGUGGGUGAAGGUGCUCUGGGACUUCGUGUUCGAGGACUCCAUGGGGCCCUACGCCAGGGUGAAGCGGGUGUAUAAGCUGGCCGAGGACCCCCUGUGAGCGCCCGGCUUGCUGCCCCGGCUGCGGCCCCGCAGCAGG